AAUGGAAUGAGGUGGCAGCCGGACCUCUCCAUCCUCUUGCCCCCACCCAAUCCCCCUCCCCUUGGCGGGCCCUCUCCCCGCCCUCGCCUCCGCCCCGCGCCUCCCGCUCUCACUGUUUAAAUCCCCCACAGGGAAGGUCAUACCUAGAUCUCCUGCAGCACCAAAAUGGCCCGCAAGCUCACCCCCUUCUUGGCGUUUUUGGGCGGCCUCUUCCUCUUGUUUCUCCUGGGCUUGCCCCCAGCCUUCGGUCAGAACAGCACCAGCGAGUACAGCGAUGAGGAGAAUCGUCCCAAGGGCGUCGAAAGUGCAGGACCCAGCAACACUGCGGGGUCGGUGGAAGGAAAGGUAGGCGUGUGCCCAAAGCUGCAGGAAGGCGACAGCUGCGAGGUGGAAUGUACCUCCGACAUGGACUGUUCCAACAACCUGAAGUGCUGCUCAGCCGGCUGCUCGUCCUUCUGCAAAAUCCCCAAUAAUAAGAUGGGGACCUGCCCUCAGAUUGACAGCAGCAUCUCUCAGCUCGGUUUGUGCCAUGACCAGUGUCGGGAAGACAGUGAGUGUUCUGACCAGCUCAAAUGCUGCCUCAAUGGCUGUGCAAAAAUGACCUGCACCACACCUCGCUUCUGAGGUGGGUGGGUGUCGUUGGACAAACUCAUGAGAGAAAGCUGCUCACUGACUGCUCUCCCAUCUUCCAGGCCCUGGGACCCCACGCUGAAUCAGACUCCUCCCCCUCUCCUGGACUUCAAACUUCCUCUCUGUGGCUGACCACUCCUAGCCAGCCCAUCAAUAAAAAGAUUGGUUCUUGCACAAACA
Gracilinanus agilis (Agile Gracile Mouse Opossum) is the source of this 810-nucleotide messenger RNA. It is a transcript of the gene WFDC2, whose product is annotated as WAP four-disulfide core domain 2. Bases 166 to 624 code for a protein of 152 amino acids. Gene Ontology annotation, biological process: innate immune response; antibacterial humoral response. The transcript has 4 exons. Gene Ontology annotation, molecular function: peptidase inhibitor activity. The record is from RefSeq and is a predicted model, not a curated record. Gene Ontology annotation, cellular component: extracellular region. Lineage: Eukaryota; Metazoa; Chordata; Mammalia; Didelphimorphia; Didelphidae.